AGCUACUUGUACUGGUGGGUGGAUAGUUACAACAUGUGGAAGUCAUAUUAAUCGACAAUACAAGACACCGCAUCAUAUUAAUUUAUCAAAAAUAACAGCAGAGAUUCAAACAAUGAAUAAGUAACGUUACUGUACUUUGGAUUUGAAUGCACCGAUGCAGGUUAGCUUAGUUGUUAAUUUAGCAUUGGCACGUUGUUUACCUUCAGAAACAUGGGAACAGAAUGGUAACGGUACUGCUCAGCAGGUGGACGUCAUACACUGAGCGUCAGCGCAAGAGAUAAAAGGCAGCUGCCAUAUUUGAGUUUAACUGCUGUGCUGAUUAUGGAUGAUUUGCAAAGAGAGCUUCUUGAAGACUUGGAUGAUGACAGUGAUUCCUCGGACGGCAACUCUUCAAAAGGAUCGAAAAAAUCAAAGCUCCCUCUGGUUAAUCCCAUGUGUGCAGAGACUCCAAAGGAAACUGGGUUUCACCAGAGUACCAGAGUCUGUCUGGAGCAGAUCAGAGAAGCCCUGCUGCAUCACAGAUGGCAAGAGGCAGCAGAAUAUAUGGCAUGUUACCCACAAAUGUUAGAAGACCCAACCAAUGGCACAGGUCAGCCAUAUAAGGAGCUUAUUUGGAGAAUCAGCACCGAGAUCCUUCACCAUCACCCCAACUCAAAGAUGGAGGACUACAACAACAUCUAUGAACGAAUGAAACACUCAGGAGUUAGACAUUACCUGAUGAUCUGUCUGGAACAUUCAUUCCACCUGCUGCUUAUUGGUCACAUCGAGGAUGCAAAGCAUCAGCUGUCUGUUGCUGAAAGUUGGAGGCAUGGGAAGGAGUCAGCAGCUCAGUACCAGAGGAUUAAACUGAUCCACGCCUACAGGAGUUUACUGGAUUAUAUCAUCUGGUGUGACAAAAAGUUCACACGCUCCAAUACUGAGUAUCCCGACUCUGGUGACAACCAAGACAUGCACAACUAUUUCAGACAGGCCUCUGUGAAUCUGAAGGAGAUUUUGAAAAAUCCUGGCGUCUGGGAUCCCUUCAUACUGAGUUACGUUGAGAUGCUGGAGUUCUAUGAGGAUCACGAGGAGGCUUUGAAAGUCCUUAAUGAUUACGCAUAUGACAGCACUUUUCCACCCAAUCCCAACGCGCAUGUGUACCUGUACCAGUACUUAAAGAGGCACGAUACUUCAGAGAGGAAACUGAUGAAAGUAUUGAAGAUCCUCCAUGUACUAGUCCCAAGCCAUGAGUUGAUGUUGGAGUACAGCUCCCUCCUGCUUCAGUCAGAGAAAAGAAGUGACAUCCAGAAAGCUUUAGGAGUCGUUAUGGAAAUGUUGGACUUCGCCUGCUGGAGGAGCAACCUGGAUGUAUGGGAGCGUUUGAAGUCCAUUAUUCAAAAACUACAGUUACAAGAAGACUGGAAGGAUGUUGUCUCUGGACAAAUGGCUGCAAGAAAAGACUGGUGGCCUGCGCUGCACUUCACAAGCUUCCACGCCAGUAAAGACUCUGAGGAGAACCCAGAGCUCAUGAAAGUGAAGGCACCACUGACAAAAAUCCUUUGCCCGGACCUAAUGCUCAAGUACACAGCCUCACAGGUAACCAGCGGAGAGUGAAGUUGAGAGAAGAACUCAAAGAGAAAAUCAAAUUGUGUCUUCGCAAUUCACAAUCAAGAACAGAGCUGAGAUGCUGUCAGGCUAAACAACU
This is a messenger RNA of Sander lucioperca (pikeperch), 1684 nucleotides long. It is a transcript of the gene taf1a, whose product is annotated as TATA box binding protein (TBP)-associated factor, RNA polymerase I, A. Gene Ontology annotation, biological process: transcription by RNA polymerase I. Bases 322 to 1593 code for a protein of 423 amino acids. Lineage: Eukaryota; Metazoa; Chordata; Actinopteri; Perciformes; Percidae. Gene Ontology annotation, cellular component: RNA polymerase I transcription regulator complex. The record is from RefSeq and is a predicted model, not a curated record. The transcript is spliced from 11 exons.